CUGAGAUUGUCAAGCGGCUGACUGCUAUCUGUGCCCAGAUUGUCCCCUUUCUCACGCAAGAGCAUCAACAGCAGGUCUUGCAAGCCAUGGACCGGGCCAAGCUGGUGACCAUGGGGGAGCUGAACAGCAUCAUUGGGCAGCAGCAGCUCCAGCAUCUCUCCCAUCAUGCCCCUGCGGUUCCCUUGGCCCCACACCCGUCAGGGUCUCAGACGUCUAGCUUGGCUGUGGUCAGCACUGCCUCUGGGCUUCUCACACUCUCAGGGACGUUGGUGGCUCAGACCACGCUCGGGGCAAAGCAAGAAAAUGCUGGGCAGGACUCUGAAAACAAUCAAGGGAACCCACGGAGUGGGAGCAAUUCUGUGUCUUCUCCUGAGAGCUUGCAAGAUGAGGAACGGAGAGAGGACAGCGGGGCAAAGGCCAAGCAGCACGAGAAGGACGAGGUGGGGCGUUACGAAAGCGAUGGGGAGAAGAGUGAUUACAACCUGAUUGUGGACGAGGACCCUCCUUCUGAGCACGGGAGCCCCCUUUGCACAUCUGCUGCCCACCUCCUGCCCACCCAAAGGGACUUCGCAAACAGCCCAGCCUCGCUGGCUUCCAGUCGGAGCACCACGCCUCUCAAAGGCAAGGAUCCUAAUUUGAACGAAGCCAGCCCAGCUACUUGCAAAGCAGCCAGCUUGUCUCCGGUCUCUGAAAUGCUGACUCCCAGACCUGGCCCGAGUUGCGCUCCUCACAUUGCAAAACCACCCACCACAGAUAUCAUCACUUUGCGGAGCUCACUCAACUCUUUCCCAAACUCCUUUGCUUCCUCCUUUGGGGUGAUCCCUCACGCCGCCCUCAACGGCGAAUUGGCUGCACCGAGCCCAUACGUCAGCAUUCAUCUUUCGACAGGCCCCGGCGGGUACGGACGGUCUCCCAUGGUGGCUUUUGAAUCUCACCCCCAUUUGCGUGGAUCUACCAUCUCGGCCUCCCUCCCUGCCGUUUCCGGCAGCAAGCCGGCCUACUCCUUCCACGUAAGCGCUGACGGACAGCUGCAGCCGGUGCCCUUCCCGCCUGAUGCCCUGAUCGGUUCCGGCAUCCCGCGCCACGCCCGCCAGCUGCACACGUUGACCCACGGUGAGGUGGUCUGCGCCGUCACCAUCAGCAAUUCCACCCAGCACGUCUACACAGGGGGGAAAGGCUGUGUCAAGGUGUGGGACGUGGGGCAGCCUGGCACCAAGACCCCCGUGGCCCAGCUUGACUGCCUGAACCGGGACAACUACAUCCGAUCCUGUAAGCUCCUCCCGGACGGCCACAGCCUCAUCGUCGGAGGGGAGGCCAGCACUUUGUCCAUCUGGGACCUGGCGGCCCCCACCCCCCGGAUCAAGGCAGAGCUGACCUCGUCCGCCCCCGCCUGCUACGCCCUGGCCAUCAGCCCCGACGCCAAAGUCUGCUUCUCCUGCUGCAGCGACGGCAACAUCGUGGUGUGGGACCUGCAGAACCAAACCAUGGUUAGGCAGUUCCAGGGUCACACGGAUGGGGCGAGUUGCAUCGACAUCUCCAAUUAUGGCACUAAACUCUGGACAGGGGGCUUGGACAACACCGUGCGGUGCUGGGACCUGCGCGAGGGCCGGCAGCUGCAGCAGCACGACUUCAGCUCCCAGAUCUUCUCCCUGGGCUACUGCCCCACGGGAGAGUGGCUGGCGGUCGGAAUGGGGAGCAGCAACGUGGAAAUCCUCCACGUGACGAAAUCUGAAAAGUACCAGCUCCACCUUCACGAGAGCUGCGUCCUCUCCCUGAAAUUUGCUUCCUGUGGCAAAUGGCUUAUCAGCACGGGCAAAGAUAAUCUGCUUAAUGCGUGGCGGGCUCCCUACGGUGCCAGCAUCUUUCAGUCCAAAGAAUCCUCAUCAGUCCUGAGCUGUGACAUCUCGGGCAAUGACAAGUUUAUUGUGACCGGAUCGGGAGACAAGAAAGCCACAGUUUACGAACUGGUGUACUGAGGGCGGGGGGCGGGCACUCCUGUGCCUUCCCCAUGCCAAACCUUUGAUGGCUGGGAGGACGAGAACAACGAGAUGAAAUCUUUCUCCCCAAAAGCUUUCCGUUCUCCGAGAAAAAGUAUCUCCCCCGCUGGCUUUGGAGAUUGUGGUGCUGAAAUGGCCUUUGCGCUUCCAGGCCUCCUUGCAGACGCAUGAGGACUAGAAACUUAAAAGCCGACAUUCUCAGGAAGAUAUUUUUCUCCCCUCAAGGGGGCGUAUACAAGCUCCCUUUUCGUGCUGUUUUGGGGAAAGCUCUCUUCUGCAUCUUGGCGAGAUGGGGGACCUCCCUUACCAGUCCUUUGAGGUCCCUGAUUGAGCAAAAUCUUCUCAUUAUCCCCCAGAAUGGACCGGAAGACCACCUCAACCCUGUGCCUGACAAGCUAAGGGGUCAAUCCGCACCAUGCUAAUCAUAGCCCCCCACCACCACCCCAUUCCGGCCACCCUAAUGCUACAGCCCCUAUUUUCAUUUUUGGGUGCGAGCAAAAAGUGAUGACGGAGACUGUCCCGAAUGAUUAAAUGUGUUUACGCCUUGCAGGUAGAUCUGUAGCUUUUGGGGAAGGGGGGAGUGGGGUAAUUCCAGAAAUUACAGGACAGAGAUGUGGGGAGAUUCUCCACUCGGCACCACUUUUCUUCCUGCUCCUACUUUCUAGCAGUCUUGAGCCACGACAGCAUCCUAGGGCUGGGCUCAACUUUAACCUCAACUUCAGCCACUAACCCAGUCAAAUCUCUGUUCUGUUGGAUCUAGCAGUGUGCAAUCUCAUUAACCGGGUUAAGGGCCACCAGUGGGGUUAGUUAGCGAGCCCACUUUUUUGCCAACGGGCUGGACCAGAACCGUUUUGGUCCAGCCUCUCCGCAGCUCCCUUGGAGGGUUGAGUGAGCCGGUCUUGGCCGUUACUCUCUGAUUACCUGGUUUGGCUGACCCAAGUUAGUUCGAUUCAUAACUACCUUGAUACGGUUUGGGGUUAAACCUGUCUGUUUCUUUCCCAAGCACUAACCAGGUUAGCAGGACCACACAAGAGUCUCCCCCACUCACCUGGUUAAGCCCAUGAUGAGACUCCAGCCGAAAUAUUAGGGGCUACUGAUUCUCACCAAUCCUCGUCAGCAAGAUCAGUGGCCCCGGUUGGUGGUUGAAGCUUUUCGGCCACGUGAAAAUCACAGAUGCAUGCCUCUGGACUUCUCUUUGCACUGAACAUAAUGUACAAAAAUGGAUUCGCUCGGUGUGUUUGCAGAAGGAACAUUCCAAACAUUAAAUGCAUAGAUGGCGAAAUAAACAUAA
Messenger RNA from Python bivittatus (Burmese python), 3288 nucleotides. Lineage: Eukaryota; Metazoa; Chordata; Lepidosauria; Squamata; Pythonidae. The record is from RefSeq and is a predicted model, not a curated record.